Molecule: messenger RNA, 645 nt
Organism: Rhinocladiella mackenziei CBS 650.93
Lineage: Eukaryota; Fungi; Ascomycota; Eurotiomycetes; Chaetothyriales; Herpotrichiellaceae
Exons: 3
Coding region: 1-645 (214 amino acids)
Source: RefSeq, a predicted model, not a curated record
AUGCCCUUUGGUCUCUCUGAAUCCGUCCUACAAGGAGGCAGCCUGCUUGAGGCCGUCUGCCUGAAGCUGACCUCCAGUGAUCUUCCAGGACCCAUUCAAGAUCUUCCCGCCUGCCCCGAAGUUGCUAGCAUCACAGCCGACUGCUGGAGUCAAGAUCCAAUGUUACAACCGACCGCUACAGCCAUUGCAGAGAAACUCCUCAGCUGCUCCGUCAAGUUCAUCGUGCGAAUCCAACAGAAUACGGACGCCGGGUUUCCACCUGAUACUUCGAAUCCACAAUUAUCGAGCUUGGCAAGUAUUAAAGAUGCCACCUCAUCCAGACGCCUUGGGGACGGCGACUUCAAGACCCUUCCGGAUCGAGACGCAAAUUUCAAUCCCGUUGACUCAUUCUUCCUUGGUGGCGUGUUACUCUGGAAUCUCAUGGAUGUGAGCAGCGCCGGAGGCGGAGGCACAGCUCAGCCCAAACACAGAGGUCUCCUCUGCGAUGAUGAAGAAGAGAGAAUUCUCGAAGCCAUGUCUCACCUCGAGCAUGCCGUGAGAGGCGGAUACCUCGACGCUUAUCACGAACUAUACAACGCCCAUGCGACGCUGGCGCGGAAGCACAUCGCGAAAGCUAAUAACCCUCCACGACGUAAUGUGGAUUGA